Molecule: messenger RNA, 3224 nt
Organism: Cajanus cajan (pigeon pea)
Lineage: Eukaryota; Viridiplantae; Streptophyta; Magnoliopsida; Fabales; Fabaceae
Product: U11/U12 small nuclear ribonucleoprotein
Source: RefSeq, a predicted model, not a curated record
UUUGUCAUUAAAGUUUAUAAGUUGGAAGAGUGCGAAAGUGAAGGCAGGGGGAGGAGCAAGAGGAGCAAGAAUGAAUCCAUGUCCAAGCCCUAAUCUUUCCUCAACGCUCUCUUCCCUCAACAACCUAAUUUAUCUCUCAAACCAAAUUCUCUCCCUCACCCCCUCUCCACCAACCCUAAACACCAACCUAAUCCAAUGCCUCUUCAAUCCGCACCACCGUCUCCCCCCUCACUCCCUCUUCCUCCACCACCUCCGUUGCCCUUCCGCUCCUCGCCCCCUCCCCGAUCUCACCCACUCUCUCGCCUACCCCCAAACCCUCCACAACCCCCCCUCCGAUCAACUCUCUUUCUACCUCAACUCCCUCUCCAACUUCUUCUACCGCCAUUGCCCCGCCGUCGUACCUUUCUCCCCUGCACACGCCCUCACCCAAACCGCCACCCUCACUCUCCCCUCCUUCCUAUCUCUCCAAUGCACCCACACAAACGCCACCCACGCGCCCAUUCUUCCCUCUAGCUACUUCUCCAUCGCGCGUGAACUCGAUUACUGGAACGAUUUCCCCAAUUCCUUCUCCAACUCCGUUACUCGCGCCGUUUCGGCUCUCGGAACCGCCGACGACCGUCAAUUAACGGACUGGAUUAUCGCGAACUCGCCUCGAUACGGCGUCGUUAUCGAUACCGCUAUGCAGUGCCAUGUAUUUCGCUUAUGCUGCGUAUGCCUCAAGUCGAUUAUCAAAGAAGCUUCCGUUUCCGCGGAGAGCCAAGACUCGCGCGUGGAUUGCCCCGUCUCCUACCAGGCUUUGACUUGGUUAGCGUCUCAGGUUUCGAUCCUCUACGGCGCAAUUAACGCAAAGGCUUUUGUUCUUAAUUUUUUGAAAAAAUGUGUCAUGGUUGGUGCGUCGGUUCUGUUGCUGUUUCCUUUAGGGAACGACUCUUCGAAGCAAGAGUCCCGAAAUUUAAGUGCAGGGAGUGGGGACGUUGAGAAUGCGAAACCUGGUGCUCAGUGUGGGCAGAAGAAAAACUGUGUACUGAGUAGAAGCAUUUCUGUGCCACAAGUUGCUGCGGCUGUUGCGGCGUUGCAUGAAAGGUCUUUGUUUGAACAGAGAAUUAAGGGGUUUUGGUUUUCUCAGCAGCCAAGUAACUAUCAGCUGGCUGCUGAGCAUUCUUAUUUGUCUGAGAAAGCAAAUGAAGAGCGGACAAAGCGUCUUGAUUAUGAACCCCUAAUUGAUCAUGAUGGCCUUCAUCGGCAGCAAUCAUCCAAUCAGGAAACAUCUAAAAAAAAGACACGGGAGGAGUUGCUUGCUGAAGAAAGGGAUUACAAACGUCGAAGAAUGUCAUAUCGUGGCAAGAAGGCAAAUAAAUCACAAUCACCUUUACAGGCAAUGCGGUACAUGAUAGAGGAUUUCAUGGAGCAAAUCAAGCAGGCUGGAGGUUUUGAGAGCCCUGUGAAGAUGUCUAAAGAGACUGGGUUGUUUCCACCCAAGCCUCCUGCUGACAUUCCCAUGGAAGCUAAUAAUUCAAGAAAAGUUAAUCAUGAUUCACCUGAAGUGACAAUCAGUAAUGCACGUAAUUAUGAGGAACAAUCACAAACUAACUGUUGUGACAAAAGCAAAAGUGUGGAGGAUGAUGCAUUUUCUAGAGAUCACAAACAACGCAAACAUGAGCAUCAUAGGAGCCAUUAUUAUCGAGAAGAUCAACGGGAUGCAGAACGAGGAAAAUAUCAUAGAGAUCGUCCAUCUACAAGCUCUGAAAGACACUUAAGUCAUGGUCGAUCACAAGAGUAUAGUAGUCAUCAUAACAAACAGGAUUACUUCUCAAAUAGAAAGAAGUAUGAUAACUCAUCUAGAAUCAGGGAUAGGUGGCAAAAGGACACUCACAGGAGUCGCAAUUCAGAUUCUUUCCCGAAGAAUGCAUUUUCAGACCGAUAUCAUCCUUCAGAGUCUCUUGAUAUUUGUGAGGAUGAUAUCUCCAACAAUAAAUGUAUCAAGUCAGAUAAACUUGAUGACAAGGAAAGUUAUUAGCAUUGUCUUGGUCAGAACUGUGAAGACACUACAUUUGCAGUGGCCUGUGGUAAUAACUUACCAAGCCUCAGAGGUUUUAUCAAUGUAUCCUCCUUUGUAUCCUUAAAUGUGAAAGUGCAUCUAAGCAAGCUUUCCUUGGAGUUUGAUUUUAUUAAGACAAAUGAAAAUUAUGUUAACCAACAGUAGAAUCUAUUACAUAACUAGAUUGUUGUCGUUUAUACUCUAUGAUUGUUUUACUUAAAGGAAACCGUUUUUGAAUCAAUUAUGUUAUGCAUAUGGUGUUCAUGGAGAAAUGAAACAAUUUGGAUAAUGAUAUACUUUGGAUAUUGAAUCUUUUAACUACUAUAGCAAUUAUAUGGCGCUUACAGAGGCUUUAGGUAUUGAGGUUAAGCAGCUGUAAGAAGCCCCUGAACAUUUUAACUUUUUUUUUGGGUAAAUGUAUGUUUUAUGCUUUUUUGUCUUUAACAAGGAGUGAUUGGUUUGAAUCUGUUUGAAUUUCCAAAGUAUUUUUCAUAUCGACAACAUCCAAUUACUUGCUCGACCUUGGCGUAUAAUGCCAAGGUUGGUCAAGCUGUGUCAUAAUUUAGCCUUUUAUUUAUUGUGAGAAAAUAAAUGUAUGGAGCAUUAUCUGAGAUCAAUUUGAUUUCAGACUGGCUAGAAACAGCAGAAUCUUUCAAUUUUUACUUGAAUUCCUUUUCUCUUUUUAUAUACUUGCUGCUUCAGAGUGACAGAUUCUUCGAUUGUCUUCAUUAGGUUUCUUCCUUGUUUAAUGUAAGAGUUCCAGCUAUGAUGGAGCGACUUUUACAAAUAUGAUAGCAAGGUCAGAUAAGUAAACCCCUUCGAUCUAUGUUUGCAUGUCCAGAUAUUAGGAGGUAAUAAUACAAGGAGGAGGGUGGGUGUGACUUGUGAGGGAAACAACUGUUCAAGUCGAGAUUUGUAUGCCAGUGUUUCUGUUUGCAUCUUACUGAAAAUGGUUACUAUGUUCGUUUUCUGUCUGUUCUGAUUCAUAACUGCAGAUGGCAAUCAUAACGACUGUUGAGGCCUUGGGCUCUUGUCUCAGCGAGAGACAGAGUACUAGACUUUACACAAGAACCGAGUCGCCUUAUAUGUCAAAACAUGGAUUCUGAAUUGUAUUUCCCAUUUUGAAUUUUAAGAACUUAUUUGGUAAUAUGUUUUUAUUUGUCCUUUUAUUGACAGCUUUGAAACA